GACCGACUUAUCUUCGUCUCCCUCUCCCUCUCCCUCUCCCUACCUCCCUACCUCCCUCCCUCUCAUCCAUCUACCAUAUUCAUCCGUCAACUUGAUUUUCAUAAGCUCAAUAUUACUCAGCCAUGGUUCGUGUUUCGGACUUCAUCGACAUGGUUUUCUUUUUCAUCAUGGUCACCCAUACCUGGCUCUACAUCUAUUCUCUCCAGUAAUUAGAAACGAUGAAGAGCCAAAACCUUCCCAAUUCAGUCUUCUUCAAGCCUCUGAGCUCACAGUUUCACCUACCCAUCAUCCUCGCAUACUUCGUCUUCUUCGGUUGCGGCCUCACGGUCGGCAUAAUCCUGAGCUUCCACCUCGAGAACUUGUCCCUCAGCCUAAACAUCACGCAGUUGUCGUCAGAAUCACCUCCUCAAACUGAGAGUGCCAACAUCGAGAACCCAGCUCGGGUUGGGCUCAAGGAGUACCUAAAGCCGCCAGAUGUGAUGCACGACAUGGAGGACGCAGAGCUCCUGUGGAGGGCCUCGAUGGCUCCAAGGAUUCGGGAGUACCCGUUCGACCGAGUCCCCAAGAUCGCCUUCAUGCUCCUUACAAAGGGGCCGGUCCUAUUGGCUCCUCUCUGGGAGAAGUUCUUCAAGGGCCACGAGGGGAUGUACUCGAUUUACGUGCAUUCGAGCCCGUCGUGGAACGAGUCGGAGCCCGAGGAGUCCGUGUUCUACGGACGGAGAAUUCCCAGUCAGGAAGUUCAAUGGGGAAAGGUCAGCAUGAUCGAAGCCGAGAGGCGGCUGCUUGCCAAUGCGCUCCUCGACAUCUCUAAUGAGCGGUUCGUCCUCCUGUCGGAGUCCUGCAUCCCCCUAUUCAACUUCUCAACCAUCUACUCAUACCUCAUGAACUCCAAUAAGACCUUCGUGGAUCUCUACGACCUCCCGGGUCCAGUGGGGCGGGGCCGGUAUAAUCACCAGUUGUACCCCGAGAUCUCCCUGAGGGACUGGAGGAAAGGGUCUCAGUGGUUUGAGAUGGACCGGGAGCUUGCCAUGGGAGUCGUGUCGGACACCAAGUACUUCCCGAUGUUCCAGGAGUUCUGCAAGCACUCUUGCUAUGCGGACGAGCACUACCUGCCCACGUUCGUGAACAUGAGGUUCUGGGAGACAAACUCCAACAGGAGCCUGACCUGGGUCGACUGGUCGAAAGGCGGGCCCCACCCAAACCGGUUCAUGCGGACGGAUGUCACCCCUGCGCUCCUCAAGACGUUGAGGAGUGGAAGCCAAUGCGAGUACAACGGGAACACGACCACGGUCUGUUUCUUGUUCGCGAGGAAGUUCCUGCCCAACACUUUGGAUAGACUCUUGAGAUUUGCACCAAAAGUGAUGCACUUCAAUAGGUAGAGAUAUAGAUGGACUUCAAGAAAUACGUACAUCCCCCAAAAGAAGAUUUAUUGUUGUCAUACCAUUCUUUAUUUUCUUGGAGAUAAGCGAGCUAUGGUAGAGAAUCGAUUGGCCGAGAUGUUUACUUCCGAUAAAUUGAUUGUAGACUGAGAAGCUCAUCGGCCAUGUAUAAAAUGCAAAUUGAAAUAUUUAGAAAUGCACUACUAUACUCCUUUUUACUAUUUGUAAUUCAUUCAAUAUAAAUAGACGUGAGAUGGCAGGUAUUUUA
Punica granatum (pomegranate) is the source of this 1647-nucleotide messenger RNA. Lineage: Eukaryota; Viridiplantae; Streptophyta; Magnoliopsida; Myrtales; Lythraceae. The record is from RefSeq and is a predicted model, not a curated record.